Molecule: messenger RNA, 4488 nt
Organism: Daucus carota subsp. sativus
Lineage: Eukaryota; Viridiplantae; Streptophyta; Magnoliopsida; Apiales; Apiaceae
Exons: 23
Coding region: 3214-4041 (275 amino acids)
Source: RefSeq, a predicted model, not a curated record
ACGCUGGUGUUUAAAAACCGUGUCCCACAAGGGGUCUCUCUCCCGUUAGGACUCUCUCCCGCACAAGUCGAGCUUUCCGCUUGAAGUGAGUUGAUCAAAACCUAAUAGCAAAGUUUGAGUCGAUAAGACUGAUGCUGCUCUUUACUCUCCUUCCGGCCCUCAAUUCCAUCUGGGUUCUUUAAAAUCAUCCUCUUCUGUUAUGGUUAUGUGGCUGAUGCUGCUGACAACGGUUUUGUUUUGCAAGCCAAUUCUCCGGUAUCAGUUAAUGGGAAUCGACGAGAAGGAAAAAAAAUGGCUAUAGUCAUGCAAAAAGAAGGAUGAAUAGUCGAACCAGUAUGGCGCAGAGAGAAGAAAUCAUGAGGACCGUAUAUGUUUCUGAUAUUGAUUAGCAGGUUACUGAAGAACAACUUGCAGCACUAUUUAUUAGUUGCGGGCAGGUUGUCGACUAUCGUGUCUGUGGUGAUCCCAAUUAUGUUCUCCGCUUUGCAUUUAUUGAGUUCAUGGAUGAAGAGGGUGCAAGGAAUGCUUUGGGUAUGGCAGAAACUGUCCUUGGUUUUUAUCCUGUCAGGGUGUUGCCUUCAAAAACUGCAAUUGCACCUGUCAAUCCAACAUUUCUACAACGUGUGAGUAUUUUGGUUCACUGUAUUGAAUUUCUUAUUGCCCUGAUAAAACUGACAGCUGAAUUCGAUCAUGAAAAUUUAACAUUCUUAGUGCAAGAUAUAGACUUAUUUUAAUGUGUUUUGCUAUGUCCUCCAUUCUGAGGAUGAAAGGGAAAUGUGCUCAAGAACUAUCUACUGCACAAAUAUUGAUAAGAAGGUGAUUUUGGAGUCGAAUAAAUUCUUUGGCUUUUUGGUGAAUACCUGUUAGAGGAAAAUGAUAACCAUAUUUAUACUUCCUAUCUGAUCCAUGUUACGCAAGCAGAUGUCAAACUUUUUUUUGAGACUUUCUGUGGAGAGGUUUGUGGCUGCAUAUGUUUAAGAUCCAAAGUUCCCUACUUUAUAUUCCGAACUAUAAGUUAUAAAAUAUCUUCGCUGCCUUAGGUCUAUCGCUUGAGGCUGCUUGGAGAUUAUCAUCAUUCAACACGCAUUGCGUUUGUGGAGUUUGUAAUAACUAAUUUCAGGUAUUUUUUCCCCUUUGAGCAUGAUAUUAAACAUUAUCACCAUAUAAACAGCAAUAGCAAGUGUCUUUCCAGAUUUCUGAGAAAUGAAGUAAGAUCACUAUGAGACUGAGUGAAGCCCAGGAAUUGCAGUUCUUGGAGGACAAGCUAAUAGUUCCCAGUCAAGUGGCACUACAUUAAAGAUGUUCCAUACUCAAACUUCCGGCACAUCAUUUUAGAGAACAAUGAAAACAAACCAGUGACCAACAGCAGAGACACUCAAGAGGCAUGCUUAGAAGUGGAUAUAGUUGCAUACGGAGUUUCAGACCCUCACUCGGCUGUAUUAGAGCACCAAUAUAUCCAUAUUCAUAAAACGAAACCCUGGCCAGCAAUCCCUCAUAUGCCAAAGAUACCUCAGCUUUUGAUGUUUUUAUUGAAGCCUGUCUUUCAAUUUUUAAUGCUGCUUUGGUUUCUUUGUGUUAAAAUACCCGCUCCAGAUGUUUUCAUUGUACAGGUGGACAAUCAUCUUUGACCGAUUAUUGCACUUAUUUUAUAGCAUAUUCAUUUGGAUCAUGUACAGAUGUUAACAGUGCACGGCCACCAGAUAGGAUGUUGGGUGAAGUAAGGGGGAGCAGCUCAAGGUGUAUGGCCUCAUCAUUAGUCCGUGCGGGGUUUGUAAGGGGAUCUAGUGCUCAAGGGAAUGGAUGUUAUCAGCAUAGGUGCAAAAACAACUCAUUAGAGACGGUGUGUACAGUAUUAAGUGUUAUAGUCGGAGGCUUAGUAGCAGAACAUUCGGUGUUUGGUUGCUCAACAGGACUUCUCUGACGUGAAGAAGGGUGCUACACGUAAAUAAACAAGCUGCUUGGAUCAUCCACAAGAUAACGGGUACUGACCCAGUUCAAAUUGCAACUGCUUCCAGCUUUAAUUACCAGAGGAUCCGAAAUUGAGCGGGCGAUCCAGAAUAUUUUUCGAAUUUGAUGGUCUGUUAUGUCAGCCCAUAAUCUCAGGAGUUAUUUUCCGAAUUAUUUCACGAGAAACUGCUCCCGCUGAAAGGGCCAUUAAUCAUCUUUUUACUGGCAAUUUUGAAUCAUAUAUGAGGCAAGUAUCUUAUCUUUCCAUUUCCAUCAUUCCAUGAUCACGCUUCAUCUUUCUUGCUUAAUGGAUCAGACGGGUUUCGUCGUACUACAAGGCGAAUGUAGUGUCCUCUUUAUCCAUUAUCUCCUUCUUCUCAGAUUGUAAGCACAUUAGGAGCAAGUAUCUUCACAUCUCCACAUUUGUGAUAGGAUUCGCUUUUUGUUCCAGAUGUACUACAUUGCCUGAAUUUGUUGAUUCUUGGGCCAAAGAGCUCUUCCUUUAGUAUCAGCAACAGAAUGAAGCUUAUGCACAAGCUUAAAAAUACCUUUAACAAUGCUUCUGACUAACCUACUACGACAAGGGCACAUCACAUGGUCUAUUACAGACAUAUCGUUCUUGCAGUUGGUAAAUCAUGGGAUUUUAGAGGAGCUUUUACAGAGAUUGAAAGAGUAGAGAAGGUUUAUUACAUGAUGAUGGUUCACAAAGGACGGAAGGCGUCUGAUAAGGAGGCAGUGAAGAAUGCUGACUUAGCAGAUCUGGAUGUGGAAGUUUCUGACCAAAACAUAGAAUCUGAAGACGAUGUAGAAGUUUCUGACCAAGAUGUAGAAUCUGUAGAUAUUCUUGAUGUGGAAGUUUUUCACGCAAAUUUAGAAUCUGAAGAGGAUGAUGGUGAUAUAAAGCUAAGUGUAUCCGGCAGUAUAUGACAGAGCUAUCCUACUUGAUAAACUUUGGAAUGUCAGCUGGCCAGAGAAUGUUGAUUGGAUACACAAGUUUACUCUUGAUUAUAGUCAAAAGAAAGAGGUGGAUGUGAAUGACGACCUGAACCAAGAGCUAUCCUUUUAUAACCAAGCUCUUGACAAUACUAGAGAAGCUUUUACGAAAUUGAAAUUUAAUGAAUAUUUAUUUUUGAAGGCCUACAGAUUAUUAUGCUGAAAUGGUGAAAAGUGAUCAUCACAUGGAAAAUGCUAGAGACGGCUUUUGGCAGGAAAAAAAAAAGAAUCUAGGAAGCAGAGGAGAGAAAGAAGGCUAGAGAGAACAAAAAGAUGUCAAAACCAGUCCAAGCUAGAAACAAAAAUAGAGGGCUAAGGAAAAGAAGAACAAGAUUGAAUCUGUUAAAAAGUGGAGGAAGCAGAGGCAACAAAAUGGGUUCCCUGGGGUUUAAAAAGAUUUUGACAUCGGCUUAUCGUUUGAGGAUGGAUAUAUAUUUGAAAGCUAAAAUAAAAAGAGACAUGGGGUGCAUCCUGGUGAUCGUUCUAGAGGCAAGGCACGCCAAUGUGCUGGCAAGGGUAAACCAGGAGCCAUACAAAUUCUUCAGCAGGGACAUUAAUUCAAAUUCUUCUGCAGCGACAUUAAUUCAAAUUCUUCAGCGGGGACAUCGAACUGAAGCCAUCUUCUGUUUUCAUCGGAGUGUAGGAAAAGAUCUGCCGUGUCCUGUUUCGCCGCCUUCUAUCUGGGAUAUCCAGAGGAGACAUGGUGUUAACGAAAAUCGAGUGCCUGGUGAUGUAAACAAUGAGAACAUCGAAAAUGUCGAUCCCAAUUCACAUACUGCAUGUGCGGGAAGUAAUGGACGAAAGAGUUGUCACAUGCCGAACUCCUCUUCUAUGUCUAAUAGUUUUCUGCCUCUAAAUGAUGUUCCUCAAUCGACUGAAAGCAAUGAUCCAAAUACGGGACCGGUUUCAAGCGGACCUUCAGGCACUACCACUGUUGGUUGUAGUCAUGAUUUUUUGACGCCAUCACAGAGACGGCUACAUGGCGUUGAUCUAUCUAAAGUAUCAACUCCAACACCAAGUUUUCAAGACAGGCUCGGGACUCAAAGUCCAACUGGAAUUACACAGAAGGGAUUCAUAGGUUCAAGCCAGGCAUCAGGUUGAUCCUGCAGUUGGGGCAGCUCUACUGGCUUGGAAUUACUUAACUAAAGAAACAAAUGAGGAAUUUCAUAGACAGCCAUAGUGGGAUAUGAUAAUAGUGUAUAGUUACAUAGGAUGAAAUUUAAGAUUAAUAGGUGGUUGCUGAGGAAACUGGUUUCACCAGGGAUGAGAUGAUUAGCAGCUAGGGAUUCAAAUUUUUUGAAUACUCAUGAAGUUGGUGGGCAUGAAAAGUUGCAAAGUGCAUGUGGGAGUUGUUCUGAAGUGUCCAAAGCAGGCUGAUCAAGAAUAACAAUAGUAAAGCCGGUCUUUAGUGAAAGUUGUGAGAAUUGUCUUUGUUUCUUUGCUCUGGUAGUAUGCCUGAUAAGCAGGACCUCUGGUUACAUAGAUUAAAUUGUACUUUCAUAUUGGGGUUAAUUUAACCUAAGGUGAUCACUAUAUGCAAUAUGCAGU